AUGUACACAGAGCAUCCUAAAGAAAUAAAUGUGAACAGAUUUUACUUCGUGAGGCACAAAAAUAACUUAAGACCACGGGUAUUUCAUGCAUUGAAGGUACAUAACGAUGACGUGGUUGGCAUUGUUAAUUUUAAGAAGGAGGAACGGAUAAAGAGGAGCGAGCUGCUUAGGUUUGACGUGAGGAGUAGGCUGUUUAAAUUUAUGAUGAGAAUGUCUACGUUUAGGAAUGACACUAAUAUUAGGAAGGCGCUGCAGAAGAUGAAGAUGGACGAGUAUAAGAGGCAUGGUAGGGAUGGGGAGAGCAGGGAGGUGUAUGGUGGGUGCAGAGACGGGGAGAGCAGGGACAGAGAGAGCGGAGGAGCGGGAAAGAAAGAACAUACUGGAGAUAAAGAUGGCGAGAGUAGUAGGGAUGAAAGGAGUAGGGAUGAGGAUGAAGAGGGCAACAGUACCAGUGCUGCCGGCAGAAAUCAUUCAAACGCCAAUCUAAACAUUAACCGUUAUCCUACCGGUAAGAAUAACGAAAUGGUAAAAAGUAGCCGUAAGACAUUAGAAUGCAUAAACAAUGCGGAGAGAGACAGUUUCCUGCUCAGCAAAGACAUAAAUUGCUUCCUGAAAAGUGAAAGACGCAUAAAUACGUUUGACCGAGACAUAACGGAACAGGAAUUUGAGAGGGCAUACAAGGAAUACGUCCUGAUGGAUGAUAAAUUUAUUCCUGAUUCGGAGAAGAACAGCGCAAACAUAAUAGUACCGGGCACCAAAGAGAUAAACAUGUACAGCCUGUAUCGCAUCGUAUCCGAGAACGGUGGAAUGGAGAACGUAACAAACGAACAGAAAUGGAAAAGCCUGUUUUACGGCGCAAUGCGCAAGACAAACGUGAGCUACACAGUGCGCACGUUCUACAAGAAGUUCCUGUACGAGUUUGAACAGUACAGACGUGCUAGGCAUUACGUGAACUGCGAGUGCACCGGCAUGUGCGAAUGCAACGAUUUCGUGGACUGUAUGGGUGCUGAGCACGGGAACAAGGACAAGCCUGAUUUUGCAUACAAGUUCAAGAUCAGAGAAAUCGUAAAGUUGGCAACUUCUAAGGAGCGGUACUACGGCCACGUAAAAUUGAGAAGGAAUAGGGGACUGAACCAGUACUACGUGCAGUUUAUGGGAUGGUGUAAGGAGCAUAGCGAGUGGUACUGUGAAGAUGUGCUUUCGAAGUGUGAGCAGAAGAGAGAGGGGUAUGUGGUAAGGAAGCCGAGCAGAUCGAGCAAAACGAACAACUUGGUGAAUGAUCCUUUGAUAAGAGAAAAGCACAGCCAUACGCGUACGGAAGGCGAGUUUGAGAGGGAUGAGCGUAAAUAUGGGGAGAUGAUGUAUGAUGAGGGACAUAGGGUUUAUGGUGGGGAGGGUAGGUAUGAUAAGUCGUACGAGGACCGCAAAUACGAGAAAUCAUACGAAGACCGCAAAUACGAGAAAUCAUACGAUGACCGCAAAUACGAGAAAUCAUACGAUGACCGCAAAUACGAGAAAUCAUACGAAGACCGCAAAUACGAGAAAUCAUACGAUAACCGCAAAUAUAGCCCGUCUUAUGUAGACCAUGCCAACACCGAUACAAACAUCCCCAACAAGUACUUCCUAAGCAGCAUUGACAAAAAGGUAAUAGAAAUGCGCAAUACAAUUCAACGAAACUUGGAACGCAAUCAAAUUGAAGUUAAUAAUCUAGAAAGUGACAUAAAAAAUAAAUUGGAGAGGGAUAUAAGAAAUUGUGUGCAGAAGGGGAUGGAAAAUGAAAUGGGAGUGAUGAAGGGAGGUAUGUUGGGGGAGUUCAAGGUGAAGAAGGAUGUGGGAGGUGCUCUAAGACAUAGAAAAAGUAGUGAGGAAGAAGGCAUGAAGUAUGUAGAUGAUUCUGUAAGGCGAAGUGGUGGGGAUGAGAGAAGGAGUGGCGAAGAGAGCAGAGCAAAGUAUGUGGAGAAUGCUAUGUGGAGAAAUGGUGAGGAGAGUAGGACUAAAUAUGUGGAUGAGGAACACGCAGUAAAACACAGGGAUGAAAACAGGAUGAAGUACGGUGAUGAAUGCAUUAGAAGAAACAAAGAGUACGGCACGGGUACAGACAAGUCUGAGGCACAACACGAAAACAAAGAUGAAUUUGUUGCACUCAGCACGUGUGAUAGCGAGACAUUAUCUGUUAUUGCAUGUGCUGCACAUAAAAGAAGUGACAUAGAUUUUUACGAGCACCAUUCAACGGGUGAUUGUCCAUCAGCAGUUGCCAAGAGCCAAGGAAACUUAGGUGUUCUGUUUGAUCACGAGGUGAUGAAAUACGUACAAACGGAGAGAACACGAAUGGUGGUGAAGGGGAGUGACAGAGAAGUGCUUAAGAAGUACUACGGGGUGCAUGGGGAUGAGUGUGUCAUUAAUAUCAAUAAUUACAUGGUGAUAGGGUACUUCACAGAACUGAAGGAAUAACAAUUAGCAGUACUUCUUAUGCAAAACAUAUUAAGUAAAUACGG
Molecule: messenger RNA, 2495 nt
Organism: Vavraia culicis subsp. floridensis
Lineage: Eukaryota; Fungi; Microsporidia; Pleistophoridae
Exons: 1
Coding region: 1-2451 (816 amino acids)
Biological process (GO): regulation of transcription by RNA polymerase II
Cellular component (GO): nucleus
Molecular function (GO): DNA binding
Source: RefSeq, a predicted model, not a curated record